AUGAAGAGAGGAGGGCAGCUUUCGAUGUGCUGUAGGCUCUGCCCUCGUGCCACUGCGCUUGCCACCUCAACAUCUCUUCGCUUUGCCUCUUCAUCUUCAUCUUUUUCUUCGAAUUCCGCAUCAACCGCCGCCACGCCACAGCGCACCGCGGCACCGCCGCCCAUCAUCGAUGCGAGCUGUAAUCUGUACGCCAACCAUCGACCAACGUCGCUCUUCCAGAAGGGUCUGCUGGCGGCGGGCUCCGCGCUGGCGGCCAUCAUCAACCCGGAGCGGGCCGACAUGGUGGCCACGCUGGGCGAGACCACCGGCCCGUCCGCCCUUCGCGCCCUCCACGCCCGCAUGGCCGCUCACCCCGUCGGCCUCGAGAUUCUGCAAACCAAGCCCAGGAUCACGGAAGACACGCUGGCGUUCGAUCGGCUGCUGGCGAUGCCGGAGGACACGCUGGGCGGGGCCUACGCCCGAUGGAUGCGCGGACACGAAUUCACCCCCGACGAGCGCCCGGCGGUGCGGUUCGUGGAUGACGCGGAGCUGGCCUACGUGAUGCAGCGGUAUCGCGAGGUGCACGACUUUUGGCACGUCCUCACCGGCGUACCCACCACCGUCCUCGGGGAGAUCGCCCUCAAGUGCGAGUACAUCCCGUGGGCCAAGCGAUCGGCCACCAACGCGACCUUCCUCAUGAACUUCUACUACGAGCGGCGCCUGGGCGACAACCUCGCCGCCAUCCGUGAUGAACUGCGCCUGGAGCCCUGGCACGGGCAGUAA
Molecule: messenger RNA, 762 nt
Organism: Acanthamoeba castellanii str. Neff
Lineage: Eukaryota; Discosea; Longamoebia; Acanthamoebidae
Product: coenzyme Q4like protein isoform 1, putative
Exons: 4
Coding region: 1-762 (253 amino acids)
Biological process (GO): ubiquinone biosynthetic process
Cellular component (GO): mitochondrion; mitochondrial inner membrane
Source: RefSeq, a predicted model, not a curated record